Molecule: messenger RNA, 1716 nt
Organism: Mesocestoides corti
Lineage: Eukaryota; Metazoa; Platyhelminthes; Cestoda; Cyclophyllidea; Mesocestoididae
Source: the annotation of a GenBank genome assembly
AUGGCGCAAAUUCGGCCACGAGGUCCAAAUCGAGAAUUCGGCGGUGCGUGGAGGCCUAAAACACUGCCACGGCGUGGUUCUGACGCCAUAGACGGUGUAGAGACCUUCCAAAUGCGCGUCAACGAUGCGCCGCGUUCGCCGGCAUCGUCCACAAGCGACGGCAGAUCUGACACCAUCAAACGACGCCUCGUAGAGGAGUACAACUUCUUCAGAAGCAGGGAGUCAGAGAGACCAACUCCAGCGGGCUACGGUAACGGCGUCGCCCCAAAUUACAACGAAAUGACCUCGUUCAGUGCCGACCGGACAGACGGUCAAUUUCAAGCUGGACGGAGCAGUCGACCUCGAGUGAAGACUGCGACAGGCAAAGUCGUCAUUCCACAGCGGCCAGUUGAGUCAACACUCACGCGAUCCGAGUACAACGACCGGAUAAUGGAUUACCGUGGCGGCGGCGGCGGUGGUGUCGGUGGCUACCCCCCACCCAGCAUCUCCGCGAUCACCAGUCCCACCGGCAUGCGAGGUGUCUACGGCAGCGUCGGUGGAAGUUACUCAAGAUCCUCCGGACAGCCGAGCCCUUCGUCCGUAAUCGAGGAGCUCCAAGGUCGCUUCAGCGCCGCGUCAAGGUCCCGCGAGAAGCGACCGACCCUGCGGCCGAACCCCACCACCGCUGACCUCGUGGUGCCGGCGUACCACCGCAAGACGGCCACGUCAAUGACCACCACGGCGACUCUAGUCUCGAAGCCGCACCAUCAGUCGGACCUGACGCUUCCCACAACCCCCGUUGCCACGCUUCAAUCGAUUAACGCCACCUCCACGGCGCGAAUUCCAUCGGAUGCCUCUAGCAAUGCCACCCUCCUUCGAAAUGCCGGCAACGGAGCUUACCGUGGAGGUCCCAGUUUCCGCCGACUGCAGACCCUUUACGGCACGAACAUCAGCCAGAAGCGCUAUCCAUCGGACAACGCCUUGGACAUGACCUACCUCGAGGACAACUUUCAGCCUCAGAAUCCUUCGAUGCCACAGUUCUACAUCUCAGAUCGCAAAGCCGGAACCGUGAAGAUCCAAGUGCGAAGUCGCAGUGAACAGGGCAGCCCAAACAACGGCGUAACAGUCCACAGUCCACAACAAGGCCUCAAAUUCGACGAUCGUAUUCGCUCGGAGCAGGUCAUUCAGCCGAAGGCGCUCGCGUCUGCACCUCGCACAAUCUACUCUCCGCCUAGAAACCACACCACCUCGUCGUCUGUGGAUGGUCCGCAGGCGGAGGACGAGGAGAACCAGGUGCUGCCGUCGGUUCGUGAGAUAAUCCGACAGGUUGAAGAAAUGACCCUGAAAAAUAGCACAGCCAAUAGCAGCACGAGCUCGCUGUCCAAGCACCAGGCCAUUGGCUCAUCGCAGCACAUCUCAAGGUCACUUGUGCGACCGGUGAAUGCCGAGCCCCAGGGCAGCCCUAAUCGAUCCCAGUCUGCUUCGGCCUUCAGACCAGCGAAUCCGGACGGCGUGAACAUCCAGGCUAAUUCCUACGGAGAUGCCUUCAAAGGGGCACCGCACGUCAGCAGAAGAACAGACCAACUCACGAACUUGCCUCAAGACUACCAAAAGUUGCUGGAGGCGUUUCUAGAGCAGCGGAAAGAAAUCCAGCGGUUACGGAAGGAGAUGGUGGAGAAGGAUCGUCUGAUAGCCGCCCUACAGAAGGACAUCCACAUGUACGAGCCUUGGCGCUAA